Solanum lycopersicum (tomato) is the source of this 2361-nucleotide messenger RNA. Lineage: Eukaryota; Viridiplantae; Streptophyta; Magnoliopsida; Solanales; Solanaceae. The record is from RefSeq and is a predicted model, not a curated record.
UGUUUCUACUGUUAUAUAUUUGUUUUAUUUCAUCUUAUUUUCCUGCAAUAAACCCCGAGUCCAGCUCCGGCGAGAUCGUCCUUCAUCCGCUCGGCAGUCCGGUUCCGGCUAGACCCAAGCUACCGGCGAUCCUCUGUGAUACAUGUUACUUAAGGUGGUAUAACUUACUAAUUUUAGAGAUCACGGAGAAAAGAGCUUAUUUUAUGCAGGUCAUUAUAUAUUAAUUACUCUAUUAAUGACUUUCAACUGAAUCAAGCACACAAUGCAUUGUUAUAUAAAUAAAUCAAAGAACAUUUUUUUUUUGAUAACCAAAAAAAUGAUGCAAGAACUGUUUUAUUGUUGCCUAUGAUGAAAAAAGAAAUGAAACCUUUCAUCUGAUCAUAGAAGCUAUUGCCUCUGAUGAACAUACUGUUUUUUUUAAUAUAAUGGUGGUGCCUGUCAGUUUUCUCUUUCAUCGGAUACCUGUUAUCUCCCAGUACGUGAUACUGGGCAACUCUACCCAUGCUUUUUGGUCUCUGCUGAAUUGUUCUGGUCUUUGGCAGUAGACGAGCACUAGAUUCUGAAAGUUUCAGAUAAACAUAAAGCAAAAGAAUUGAAUGUAGAGUUAGUGUUUCUUCUUAACAAAUAUUGUUGCUUUAUUGGUUGUACGUAAAAGUAUUUUUUUCUUUUAUUUUUUGUGUCAGUCAUAUUGUCAGUUGUACUACAAACUAAUUUUUCUACCCAAAAAAGGGGAAGGAUAAGAGGAGAAGAGAGACUAUCUUUAAAAAUUGGUUGUUAUUCUUCGAUAAGACUUUGAGUUUAUACAUAGUUUCCCUAGCUUGUAGUCAAAUUCAUUUAUGCGUUUCAACUUCACGAGGAACCUUUUACAUACCAAAGCUUCAGAAAAGAAGAUGUUUAAUACAGAUUCAGAAACAAAGUUGUAAGCUCUCAUUCUACUUUCUAUUUCUUUCUUCUUGAAAAACAUGGAUUUGGCAGUGAACAAGGACAAAUCCUUUAGGAAAUCCAAAAACCCUCUUAACGAAAAAAGAGAAAGUUGAUAUGGAAUCUGCAUCAAAUUAAGUGGAUACCCAGAUUUUCACUGGUAACUAUAAAAAUAAACCUUUUCUUUAGGUUUCUGUUUCUCUAUGUGAUUGGAUCCUAUACAUUGACUAGUUCGUGAGUUGGUUUUACUAUGAGUUCAAGACUUCAAGUGGGCCUUUUUGUUUGAUUGGAUUAUGGUGCAUUCAUUAUGUAGAGAAGUUGAUCACUCCGUUAAUCAUCUUUAAUUAUUAAUUUGUUUUUAAUUACAAAUAUUUUGGAUAUUUGUGAUUAUUUAGCAAUUGAAGUAGGAAAAAUGAACGUUUAAAUUAAGACUACGUACACUUCAUUAUUUCGUAAUUUUAUAGUGUGAAGAUGCUAGAAGUGCAUGGUAGAGCUAGAUGGUUAUUCUAAAAUAAAGAAGAAACAUAAUCUGAUGUGAGGAGUAGAAAAUUUGCAUACUUUUGUACAGUUCUGCUAGAUUACAAACGGGUUUAGAAAGGCUUGAUUUCCUUGAUCAGCUAUUGACAGAAAGUACCCUAGAGGGUGUCAUGGGAUGAGAAAAACCGAGGUGAACUUGAAGAGGUUACUUGUAACUGCACCACAACAACAAAAUCAAGCAAAGCUUAUACAUUAUGUUGCCACUUUGAGGGAACUGCUGGAGCAGUUGGCUAAAGAGAGGAAUCCUGAUGGAUUACCAAGGAUUUCAAAAGCCAAGGUGAAUGAAUAUGCUGAGAACAUUGAAUAUGUUGCUGCCAAGUUAGCCGUGCCCACGGAGGAUUUGACUGAUGAAAUGGUCGUUUUGGCACGGCAGCUCAAAGAGAGCAGUCUCAUGAUGAAUCAAUCCAUCAAAAACACCAAGAAAAUACUUGAUUCAACUGAGAAAGCAGUUGAGCAUAGCCUGGCAAGUACAUGGCAUGCAACUUCCAGAGCAAUGGAUAUGUAUUCGCGGAGUUUCAAGACAACUUGCUACCAAUGGCUUUUGAUCUUUGUCAUGGUUGCAUUACUUAUUCGAGUGACUUUGCAGCCAACCCUUUGUGUAACUGAAGAUAUAAUAGAACUCUUGUCUUUUUCUAUCUUUGUAUAGUAUUUACUAGAAGAUAACUCAUUUGUAGGGACAUGUUUAGAGGAUAAAAAAUUCUAUAGAUACUGAAAGAGAAAUGUAGAACUUUUGCAUUACUUUCCUUUCCUUGGUCUGUUUUGGUAGCGGUUGGGAGGCCAAAAAUAUUUUUUUUAAAGAAAAAAAUACUCUUUUUUUUGUUCUCUGAGAAAUGAGGUAUAAAACUGUUUGUAAAUAGAAGCAGAAAUAGUUCUUAUGCGAAGUAAAAGAAUUAUUUUUUUGAA